AUGAAGAAGAAGAAUUCGAGCUCAUCCGAUAUGCUAGAGUAGAUUAUUAAAUAAUAAGGCAUUCAGCUGGCGACAUUAGUAGUCCAAUGCUAUCACCUCGUAGACAUAGAUAGAAAGGUAAUGAGACUUUCAAUUUUAUGCUUCGAGUGGUCAAUUCUUCAUUUGUAUUUAGCACAUUAACUCUACCCUUUUAUUUUUAAAUGAUAGGGAUAAUAUUCGGAGUAUUUGGUUGCUUGUUUUUCUUUAUUUUGAGUUUCUUUUAAUCCUUACUUUUAUUGGAUCUUAAGUACUAUGCUCGAUCCAAAAAGAAGCAAGGAACUCUAACAAAGUUAUUUGAAUUAUUUCAAAUGCCCAAAUACUCAGCUGAUAUAUAUCGUGGCAUCAUGAUAUUUAAUGCAUAUCUCUACAUAGUUUUAUUGAUGAGUGUAUUUCAGUCUUCCAUAUAAUCCUUAAUAUAUAUGAUGGCUAAAGAUAAUAUUAAAGAUUAGGUAAUUAUGAUAAUAUAUUAAAGUGGGCAGAAUCAUUAGCAUCACAAUAAUUCAUAUAAUUCAUUGGAAGUCUAUUGAUGAUUCCAUUUUUUGUUAAAUGGAAAUAUCCAGUUUAUAUAGUUGCAAUUGCUAGAAUGUUGGGUGUCUUUUCUAUCUUUUUUAUUAUAAUAGCUUCUUUCGACAUUUCUCAUUCUAUUAGCAAUACUCUAUAUCCAUCAAGUCAGAAAGUUGUAUAAUCCUUUAUAUCAACUCCAACAAUUUUAAUGGCUUUUGCUUAUCAUUCAUCAUUUUUUACAGGGAGAGCAUCAGAAAGGGGAUUUGAGAAUGAUGAUGAUAUAGAAAAGAAAUUAAAACAAGGAGCAUUAUUUGGUUCGUUAUUUUUAUUAUGUAUUGAAUUAACAUUCUCUAUUUUGGCAGCUAUAGCAUUUAGUUCUGUAAAUAGUGAUCUCUCAUCACUAUAUGGAAAUUUAAUUAGAAUGGUUUAUCAAUCCAAAAAUUUUAAAUAACCUUUAGGUGAUUCCUAUUUUUACAUAUUCUAUAUUUUGAUUGCAAUAAGUGCUUAAUUGCAAUUAUUAUAAUAUAUUCCAUAUGUUACUGUUUUAGUACUAAAUAUUUGGGACAAAAAACCAUUAAUUCCUAAAGAGAAGAAUGUAGAAUUCAUGUUAAUAACUGAUGGUGAUUUUCAUAAAGAAGAUGAGAAAGACAAUAAAAAAUCAUAGACAAUGAAAAAUAAAUUUAGAUAAUCAUUUGCAAUACAUGAAGAGGCCAAACUUAAGUAGAAUCAAAAGAUUUCAUUUUAUGUGACUAUUAUUGUUUAUAUAAUGGCAUUCCUCUUUGCAAUGGCCAAACCUCCAAUUUUAUUAUUAAGUUGUUUAAUGGGAUCUACUUCAUAGAAUUUUGUAACUUUUUUGAUACCUUCAAUAUUAUAUUUGGAUAAGUAAUUUAAGAUUGAUGCCGAUAUAUAUAAGAAAUGCUUUGCAUGGUUUACAUUAAUAUUUUCAAUAUUCUUUGCUAUUAUUUCAAUUUCAUUUGGUUUAUAUGGAUUGUAUUCAGAUAAGAUUUGA
Messenger RNA from Paramecium pentaurelia, 1552 nucleotides. The record is from the annotation of a GenBank genome assembly. NCBI's taxonomy places the organism in Eukaryota, Ciliophora, Oligohymenophorea, Peniculida, Parameciidae.